AUGGAACCAAACCCUUAUGGAAAGAAGAAGACUCAAUCUUCUGAUCUAGCACCAUCAGCAGAACCAUGCCCGGCGGAUUCUCAAGCAAUGGGCAAAAAGAGAAGCUACAGUCAAACUAUUGCCGCUCUGGCAUCUGUUCCUGCGGACCAGUCCACGGCAGAUGCUGGAGUCGACAGCCUUACAGAAUCUGGGAAGAAGCGUAAAAAGAACCGACACUCCUCCUUCAUGUGGGAUAACGACCCACCCCACCGAGGCUGGAAACCAUCCUAUGUCGCCAUGACAAAGUGUGACUUCUGCUCCCUAUCAAGCAGAGGUGUUGUCCAUCAGUGUGACAGUUGCAAGUUCACUGUCUGUAAAGAUUGCCUCGACGCGGGGGAACUGGAUGGCAAUGAAGUCCACCACAUCGCACCCGGCACGGUCAACUGGGAGGUCCCCAAGAAGACUAAGGUUGCGGCCACUUCCUCGAGAUCCUUGCAGCCAAGGCCUCGUGGUAGAGGAGCCCGAGGCAGGGGAACUAACCGGCGUGGGGGACUCGCGAAAAGGGCCCCAUAUAAGAAUCCCGUCUUUAGUAUCCGUGACGAGGUAGGAGCAUUAGAAAUGCGAUCAUUCGAAGACACAGCGGCCGGACCAUGGGCAACUGCACGAAAGGAUCAUCAAGGAGAUGAUAACCAUACUGGCUCCGAGGCCACUUCUUUCCACCAGAUCGAACAACCACCCGGCGCUAACUUUCAGUUUCACUACCCAUAUCCUCCGCCUCCCCUUCCUAUUAUCGGAACUUCCCUCCGGCCGGAAGUUGGAGUUCAUGCUGCUAGCACCGCUUCACGAAAUCAGGAUGUGGCAGGCGACGCACCGGAUUUCAGGUUCGGUCCUGCAGAAAGCUCUCAUGCUCACGACGGAAACAAUCGGCACCAAGAUCGACUUGUUGGACUAGAGCCAACAGAUAGACCACAUGUGGGAAUGGGGGUUGAUGAGAAAACAGUAAGGCCAGUUCCCUAUCAGCAUGAGAAUGGUCGCGCUAAUGACAGUCAGACGGCUCCCCGAGCAUACAAUGAUCUGACGGCCUAUUCUCUUGCAAACCAGAGCAAUCCUUCCUUUGCAGAGUACCACCAGCCGAUUGAGGCCCCACGCAGCAAACCUGGUGUUCAGUUGCCCCCGAUCGAUGUGCUAUUCAGGACUAUCCCGCGUCAGUCCCAGCUGGCCUCCAAACCUGCUCCAAAGCCAUAUGUGGAACCCAUCCGACCUCGAAAACCCCGCGAGAGGCCACGCUCACCCCGCCCCUCGGCCUGGGGCGCCGAGUUCGUUUUCAGAGCCCUUGAGAUGAACAAAGCCUUCACAAGCUGGCCUCUUGAUGAGGAAGGGGACUUGCACCGGCAGACGCAGAGCGAGACGGCCGCCUUCCAGCUGAUCCUUGCGGCGACCUACCACGCAGCUGCCACCCUCAAGCUGCACCCGGCGAGGAAUGCGGCGAGAGAGUGGGUGUGUGAGCAAGAGAUGAAAAUCAAGGCCACAGGAGUGAACCCUUUUGCUUAA
Messenger RNA from Clonostachys solani, 1530 nucleotides. Lineage: Eukaryota; Fungi; Ascomycota; Sordariomycetes; Hypocreales; Bionectriaceae. The record is from the annotation of a GenBank genome assembly.